Hirsutella rhossiliensis is the source of this 693-nucleotide messenger RNA. Its product is annotated as kinase. Gene Ontology annotation, biological process: intracellular signal transduction; protein phosphorylation. Lineage: Eukaryota; Fungi; Ascomycota; Sordariomycetes; Hypocreales; Ophiocordycipitaceae. The transcript is spliced from 5 exons. The coding region runs from base 1 to 693 and encodes 230 amino acids. Gene Ontology annotation, cellular component: nucleus; cytoplasm. The record is from RefSeq and is a predicted model, not a curated record. Gene Ontology annotation, molecular function: protein serine/threonine kinase activity; ATP binding.
AUGCAUAUUGCCCAAGAGGUGUCCCGACAGGCGGUCGGGGCUUUAGCCGCACUUCAUAGCCGAGGCAUUUGCCACGGAGAUCUCCGACCUUCAAAUAUUCUUCUAGAGCUACAAGGGUUGGAUGGCCUAAGCGAGGAGCAGGACUCUCAUCCCACCCCGGAGAUACCUUACGCUCCUAAAUAUCUCGUCUAUCCGCCUGACUUUUCCAAUCAGCCGCCGCCUGCCGCCUUUGGCAUUCCGGCCAACUACGCGGCACCAGAAGUCGUUAUCGAUAGUCUAGGCAACACGGCCAUGGAUCUUUGGUCUCUGGGCUGUACCCUAUACGAAGUACGGCUCGGUCGGCGAUUAUUUGACGUGUUUCAGCUGGCCGGCCUCCGCAAGGAGGAUUAUGUGGAUGAGAUUGCCUGUCUCCUGGGGGAACCUCCAGAGCCGUGGGCAGAGUACUACGAAUCGGACGACAGCUCUGACACCUGCACGAGUCCAUCUAAUCCGGCCUCCCCCGAAAAUGAAGAUAUAUAUGUCGAACCGCAAGUGCAACAUGCCCGCUCCAUUCAAGAGAAACUCCUUAUUUCAGAAGCCGAGGCCGCAACCCUGGCGGAUUUGCUGGAGAAACUGUUGAGAUACCGGCCGGAAGAACGGCUCGGCGCGCAGGACGUGUUAAAGCAUGCUUGGUUUCACACACAAUACCGAUAG